CGGCGGUGCAGCUACAGUACGCUUCAUCAGAGCGUCACAGACAAGCCUUGGCGGCUCGAGGGUACGGCAUCUAGCGUGCCGCCGCGUGUGGGGCGCUGCCACAUGCUGUCAUCUGCUCUGCGCGGUCCCGCCCGGCUGGCACUUCUCCGCAAUCUGUUCCUUGCGGAGAGCGGCUCCGGCGGGCGGCUCAGCCGUCAGCGUAUGUAGAUGCUGCGGCGCUUGAGUGCUUAACUCCAUUGCCCUGGGCGUGGGAGCGUGCCCUGCCACCUGGCACGAUUCGGAGGAAGAUGCCGUGCUGUACGGUCGCUCAACCUGCGUCUCGACCACCACCAAGCGUCUUCGAGAACACCUGGCCGAGCAACAUGGGCCUGCACAACCUGCUGACGCAGCACUUCUCUCCCACUCCUGCUUCUCGUCUUCCCGUCUCGUGUCCGUCUGUGCACGACGACGGACUCUCUCCGCGUUCCGCCUCGAUCUCCCUGCUCCGCUCGUCCUUCCGGCGCAUCAAUGGCGCGUUUCCUGCCGAUUCCGUCGCGAAACCUGCCCGGCGCUCGCGGCCGUUGUCCUGGUCCGCCGGUACUCCCUUGCGGCCGCCGCCUCACGCUCGCUCUCUCUCGACCGCCACCUGCGCCGCGUGGCCGCCACCGAACCCCGACACCUGCCACUUGGAACGAUCAGAAACCGGCGCGCGUCAUGCACCCACGCGCCCGCUGGACGAGGACGAGGCCAUGGCCUGGUCCCUGCAGCAGUCGGCGAUGGACAGCCUCGACGAGGCCAGCGCGGACCACCGCUCCAUCAUGGACACGUCGGGCGACUCGGACUCGCAAGAGGCCGAGGGCAGUGCGGCCCGCGAGGCGGUCCAGGAGGACAUGGAGGGGAAGCUGGCCGCCUUUCAAGCAGAGUUCGGACCCAGCGGGCUGGACGGCCGCGGCGAGGAGAAGCUCAUCGCCAUCGUGCCGGCCGUGCUCACCCGCCGUGUGCUCAUCAAGGGCUCGCUGUGCCUCUCCAACCACCGUCUUGCGUUCGUCGCCUGGCUGCCGUCGCCCGGAGCCGACGGCCACCCAUCGGCAGCGGGAGCGGCGCCCAUCAAGCGUGGACCAGCAACGUUCCACCGUCAUGGCCUGCACCGCAAGAAACGCGUGUGGCUCGAGCUGCGUCCGGACGCCAUUACGGGCUUCCGCUCGUCCACGGCGCUCUACAAGCCGCUCGGCUCCAUGCGUCUCGGCGACAUCGACGAGCUGCUGCCGCACGACUGGGCCAAGGGCACGCACGUCGACGUGCGCUCCAAGGGCCGGCUGUGCACGUUCGAGUUUGAGACGGAGGAGGCCAGUCUCACUUGGCACCGCGAGAUUGAGGCGGCGAUCUGGGCGUUCCAGAAGACAGCCGACAAGAUCAAGAUCUGCAUCCCCCUGCCGCGCAUCCUCACGCUCACCCACUCGGCCUACCUGCACUUUGCGACGACGAUCUGGCUCUCGGUGCUCGACGAGGGCGGCGAGCCGCGUGCCUCGCAGCAGGGCUCAUCGGCACCGACGAUCGAGCUUGCCUUUGGUGUGACGUCGCGCCACCUCGGCUUCCUCGAGUCGCUCGAGCCGCACAUCGCGCAGGGCAAGAAGUGGCGCGAGGAGAAGGGCCUCGAGCACACGCUCAAGACGGUGCCGCGCCCGCUCCUGGACAUCGAGGGUCCGCGCUCCAAGGAGCAGGAGCUGAACCACGCCGCUGCCGAGUCCGACGGCGGAGGUCUGGCGUCCAAGUUCGUGCAGAGCUUCUCGCUGUCGUGCUCUGCAAACGAGCUUCGCCUCGUGAAGGCCGACAUCGUCCGCACGGUGCCGUGGCCUGGCACGCUCGCCAUCUCGCCCAGCGAGCUCAUCUUCUGGCGCCGCCGUCUGGGCAACAUCGCGGACAUUCGCGUCAAGAUCCCUCUCGCCGACAUCGUCAACGCCGAGGAGGGACACAGCUUCUUCUGGCGCUCGCACGGCCUGCGCCUCGAGGUGCGCGGCCAUCCCGACCUGCACUUUGACAUCGGCAGUGCAGAGUCUCGCGAUGCCGCCAAGGAGGCGAUCAUGUCGGCAGUCAAGGAGCAUGCGGCCAAGGCCGAUGCGCAGCCCAAGAAGCCGUCGACCGAGACGCCGCCGCUUAAGCGCUACCUCGAGGAGGCUACACGCGACAUGAAGCUCGAAUUCACGACGGAGCAGCUGAGCCUGCUGCCCAAGGUCAUUGGAGGUGAUGCGUCGGAUGAGAAGCAGCGCAAGCUCGGCCGCAUGCGCAUCGCGCUCAUGACGAUCGGCUCGCGUGGAGACGUGCAGCCGCAGCUGGCGUUGGCCCUGAGGCUGAAAGCCGAUGGCCACGACGUCUACCUCUGCUCGCACCCCGAGUACAAGGACUGGGUCGCCGAGUACGGCCUGGAGCUGCGCCCUAUCGGAGGCGAUCCAGGCGCCUUGAUGAAGCUCUCGGUCGAGAAUAAGCUGUUCUCGCCGGCCUUCUUCAGAGACCAAGUGCCGAAGUUCCGGCUCUGGCUGGACGAGCUGCUGCGCGAGAUCUUCGAGGCGGCUCACGACGCCGACUUGAUCAUCGAGGCCCCUCAGACGAUGGGUGGCAUCCACGUUGCCGAGGCGACCGGAGCCUACUACAUGCGUGCCUUCACCAUGCCGUGGACGAAGUGCACUGCGUACCCUCAGGCCUUCUCGGUGCCGCCCUUUGACAUGGGCCCACAGUACAACGCAAUGUCCUACGCCCUCUUCGACCGCGUGUUCUGGCAGGCCUCGAGCGGCCAGAUCAACCGCUGGCGCAAGCACAUGCUGAAGCUGGGCCCGACCACGCUCGACCUGCUGGACCAGCAGAGCGUGCCCUUCCUCUACAACUUCAGCCCGAGCGUCGUCCCCCCGCCGCUCGACUGGGGAGACAGGAUCCAGAUCACGGGCUACUGGACGAUCGAGUCGGACUCGUCCAAGGCGUACGAGCCGCCUGAGGAGCUCACGAAGUUCCUGAAGCAGGCGCGCCAGGAGGAGAAGAAGCUCGUGUACAUCGGCUUCGGCAGCAUUCCGCUCUCGCACCCGCGCGACACCAUGGAGGUCAUCUACGAGUCGGUCAAGAAGGCCGAUGUGCGCGCCAUUGUCGCAAAGGGCUGGUCCGGCCGCAUGGAGGACGGCAGCAGCGCUCCGGCUGCCGAGCUCGAGGUGCCCGAGCAGGUCUACCUCGUCGACUCGAUCCCGCACGACUGGCUCUUCCCGCAGAUCGACAUUGCCUUCCACCACGGUGGUGCGGGCACGGUGGGCGCCAGUCUGGGCGCCGGUCUUGUCACGCUGGUGCACCCGUUCUUCGGCGACCAGUUCUUCUGGGCACGCCGCGUGGCCCGUUUGAAUGCCGGCCUGACGGUGUCGGACCUCACGAGCCAGCAAGCGGUCACCGAGGCCCUCGUUACGGCGCGCGACGACCGCAUCAUGGUCGAGAAGGCCGCGGCGGUCGGCGAGAGCAUCCGCAAGGAGAAGGGCACGGAGGAGGCGGUCAAGUUCAUCUACGCCAACUUGUCGAUCAGCAAGCGCACGCGCGUGCCGCUCCAGAAGCGCAGCAAGACGCUGCCGCGCAUCUCUGCGCUGCCGCUCAUCGGCGACGUGGGCAAGUCGUCGUCCGACGACGGCUCCAAGUCGAGCCCAGUCUCGCCCCAGGUCGAAGAGCCCGGAGCGCGCAGCCCGGACCCGGAAGCGGCGCCUCCGUCGCCUGACUCGGCCAGCAAGCGUCGCUCCUUUGCCUCGCGCGGCCUCGACAGCCUGCGCCGUGUGGCGAGCCCGCUGGGGGUCUCGUCGCCCUCUGGCCGCUCAACGCCGCAGGCGCCCGAGGAUGGAGCCUCGCAUGCCGAGCCCAGGAGCUCGACUGAUGGCCACGCGGCCAAGAAGUCGGACGAGCACGACUCGAAGCAGCACGCGGCGCCGAAGCGCUCCAGCACGCUGGGCCUGCACCUGCCCAGCCUGCCCAUCCUGCACAAGCGCGCCGCGACGGUGAGCGACACCUCGGACCUGGGCAUGGGCCCGCUGGACACGACGCGCUCGCUCGACGACGCGCUGGCGCCGAAGCGCAGCAACACGACGGAGCAGCGCCGCACGCACAAGACGGCCAAGCUCGAGGACCAGCGGCGGCGCGCGCUGCUCGAGGAGAAGCUGCGCGGCCGCUGCAAGCCCGAGUCGGACGACGACGACGAGCACGGGCGCGACGGUACGGGCUGGGGCCACGAGCACCGCGUGCGCCACCGCAAGGUGCGCGAGGAGGAGUGCGCCGAGCACGCUGCUGCUGCUCACUGAGGGCUCCUCGUCUUGUCCUCGCCGGGCUCUUUCGCGAGUCGCGCCAUCACUCAUCACCUCUCCACAUGCGAAACACACCCUCUAUCACGCUAUCCGAUCAGCCCCCAUACUCCUGUAAUCUGUCGACCGCAUCGUCUCGAGCAAUCCUACACAUACCCGAGCCGGG
Messenger RNA from Tilletiopsis washingtonensis, 4458 nucleotides. RefSeq names its product UDP-Glycosyltransferase/glycogen phosphorylase. Gene Ontology annotation, molecular function: hexosyltransferase activity; UDP-glycosyltransferase activity. Gene Ontology annotation, biological process: carbohydrate metabolic process. The transcript is spliced from 15 exons. The record is from RefSeq and is a predicted model, not a curated record. Lineage: Eukaryota; Fungi; Basidiomycota; Exobasidiomycetes; Entylomatales. Bases 288 to 4292 code for a protein of 1334 amino acids.